Messenger RNA from Penicillium odoratum, 522 nucleotides. RefSeq lists its product as uncharacterized. Lineage: Eukaryota; Fungi; Ascomycota; Eurotiomycetes; Eurotiales; Aspergillaceae. Bases 1 to 522 code for a protein of 173 amino acids. The record is from RefSeq and is a predicted model, not a curated record. The transcript has a single exon.
AUGGCCAGAAUACUUGCUCUCCCUAUUGAGUUGCGCAUUUUCAUUUUGCAAGAAUUAUCUGAUAUCGAGGACAUUUUCGCGGCAGUGUCUAGUCACCGUCUGCUAGCCGAGGCACUGCGUGAAUCCCCUAGCAUUGUUGGCCAUGUCCUGGGAAAUGAGAUUGAUCCUCGACUUUGGCCGGUCGCAGUGACUAUAUGGAAAAUGCGGACCCUCAGAAAAGAUAGUAAGGUUUAUGACGAAGACGACUCGUGGUCAGUCCUUGAUGAAUGUCAAAGAACCGCUCCCAAACAGGCAUGGGAAUUUCUGAUCACUGUUGAUCGUGAAUACUUCCACCAGCUACAUCGCGCUAUUGACAAGUUUACAACCAAUUUCAUAUCUACAGCCCUUGAAUUCCUGACUGUGAGAGGAGUGCUAGAUCACUCUCCACCCGCACCGUCACCUACUGAGGUAUACCGUGUGCAACGUGCAUUCUAUUUCUUCGAAUUUUUCUGUUGCCUCUGGACGACGGUUCGUAUAAUGUGA